CACACACACACACAGAAGCUGUCCUGUUCCUCGGUCACCGUGCGUAAUGAAGUGCGCGCCUGGAUAACACCCGGUGUGUGUGAAUGUGGUGUUUUGUAUUUUUCCUGAAAGGUGCAUUCCAGUUUCUUUGGUUGUCGGGUUUCUUUUUUUCUCCUCCAAGAUCCGUGUUGGAUUUUACUUAUGAUGGUUUUGGAUAUGCGCAAACGGGAUAAAGAGAAGCCCUUUCCUGCACGCAGAAGCAAAAUAAAAUAGGGUUUCGUUUACAGUGGACUUAAUCCUCUCGUUCCCUAUGAAGAAGCCAAAAAUUUGGAUACGUACCUGUGUCCAUUUGUUGCUUUGCAUCACAGUUGCUGUCUAUUCCAGUGUAAUCGGAAAUCCCAUAACAGAUGACAUCAAGAAAAUUUCAUUACUGAAACAGAAUAUCCCAAAAGACUACAAGAUCACUGUACAGUAUUUACCUAAAGAAGUGAGUGGUAUGUGCUGGGUGAAGCUCAACGUGUUCCAUUUGGAGGAGAGCUUAAAUGAACUGUCCGAGAAAUUUGGGAAUAUUUCCUCCAACAAAGAGGACAUAAGAAAAUUUGUGCAAAUGUUGAAAGAGAUGCGAUACAUCAUUGGUCAUAAUUUGGAGGAUUCCAUGCUGGAGUUUCAGUGCCACUACAGAGAGGAGAAAUGGCUCACGCCACGUUAUUUCGAAUUUGUCGAAGACUUUUUCAAUACAGCUAAUUCUUCAAAUGAUGAAGACUGCGAGCCUCCGCCGUGCCCGAGGACGAACAAUGCGAAAGUAAUGACGACGACGACGGCAUCGACGGCGGCGCCGACGCGGCAUUAUUCACAAGGCGGUCGCUCAUCAUCUGAGAACACAAAUGCAGAAGAAGGCUUCAUGAAUCACAUGACCUUUCCGGAGGUGGUGAAGGGCAGUCUCUUUUCACUCCUUUUCAUUCCCGUCAUCGCUGCCAUCUUGCUGCUUGUCUGGAAGGUAAAAUCCAGAAGAAACGCCCCAUCCGCGCAGAGUAGCACAGAAGGCCCGCCGCUGUACGUCGGAGCCGAGCCCAGCGCACCACCGCUAGAUGAUGAAAUAUCGGAAAACAAAAGAUUAAACAGCAUCUGCACAGUGUAACCCGACCCAUCCCGAUUCAUCGCAACUGAUUGUACAGCGGACGAAAAAAGGCGGCAACAACUCGAGAUCCACACGUAUAAACUUCCUAUUCUCUCAGCUAUGAGGGACGAGUACGGACCUCCAGCGAAGAACUGUCCACCGAGAUACGAUGACGUUUCUAAGAACAAUGGUCGGACCUUUUCUGUGGUAGAAGGGAGGAGGAGGAGGAGGAGGAGGAAGAGGGAGGGGUUGCUUGUGGUGGUUGUUCCUUUGGAGGACUGAAGGCUUGUCUAAGGCUUGACUGUGAUCCCUGGAUGGACAAGUACGUACAGGGAGGAAAAAGCUUUGGAUGAUCCACAUGAAAAGCGUUCCAGUUCCUGGGUUCAUGGGAAACGCAGCGGAGAGUUCUUAAAUAAUCCGGAAUGAGCACGAAGAAGAACCCGGCGCGGAACCGAAUACAUCUCGUCCUCUUUCCCUCCUGAUUCCUGUUUUGUAGAGUUCUCUCGCUCUUUGUGUUUGAGCUUCGGGCAUCCUACUUGUUUUUUAAUUCAUUCCAAAAAAAAAAAAAAAAAAAAUUCUCAGUUGUAUCAUCUGAAUUGUGUAUCGUUUUUAAUGUCGCUUAACUGGUGGUGUGGACUUAAUUUAUUUAUUUUGUUUCUCAGACUAUGGUAUAAAAGUCUUCUUUUUUUUCCCCUGCUCCUGCGUGGGUAGUGAGCGAGAUGAUCGUGGAAGUGCUUCAAGUACGCUUGAACCCCCUGCUCGUUAAACCGCCGCAGCCACGCUAACGCUCGCCCUCGGACCGACUAAUUACUGAUCUUAUCUUUCUCCCUUUCCAAACAUGCGCACUGCAUUCACACGGUUCCUCGUAGAGGCUUCGGCAGGACGAUCUCCGAGCUCCGAUUCAGGAAUUCGGCUCCAUUUCACGCUCUGCUGACACGUCAAGCGUUUUAUAUACAAACAGUACUGUGCAAAAGUCUUGACACCCCCCCCCCCCCCUUUCCAAAGAGCCAGGCUGUCUUGUCUUUUUGAGGAAAAGUUCUGCAGGACGUUUUUGUCUCUCAGUCCCUGUACCUCAGCAGUCUCAAAGGAAUGUGUCCUGUGAAUUAUUCAAGCAUUUUAAAAAGAAUCUAACUUGAGCAACAUGACCCGGUGAGAAGCAGGUGCAGAUGAUGACAGAUGAUCAGGGUAGUCAUUAGUUAUACUGCUGAUUUGGAACAGACGAGAGGGGAAAUGAGGUCGCUGCUGAGGUCGUUACAUUAACAUGGAACAACCAGCUUUUUAACUGUAUCUUUAGAGACUUUGCAGAACAUUUGUUCUCAUUUCCGCAGUUGAAUCGACAUCAUUUAAUUUCAUUUACUAUGACUUUUCCUUGCACAGUACUGUACAUACAGUAUAAUCUGAGAUGAUGCUUAAUGGCCAGCCGUCUUACAGAUCAGUCGACUUCACCAAAUUUUGUUUUUUAACAAUCUCUUUACAAUUUCUAAUAGUUUGUAAUGAAUGUUAGUAAAAUUUAAAUAAAUGUUACUGAAUGUAAUAUGUGAUACAGUUCUCUUUAAAGAAAGAAUAAGGAAACAGGGCAUGUGUAUAUUUCUGCUCUGCAAAAAACAAAUUCCAAUUUAAUUAACUUUUUUUUUAUACUGUAAUUUAAUAUGACAUGCAACUGCGGAACAUUUCACAAAAGGUCAUGUAUCUGAAAUCUUCCAUUAGGAUUUAUUAUUAUUAUUAUUAUUAUUAUUAUUAUUUAAUCCUGUGCCUUUUGUUAAAGGAAGUCCACUUUACACUCGUCCUGGAUAAGCAGCCAUAGUGUGUGUGUGUGUGUGUGUGUGUGUGUGGUGUGUUUGAGAGACACGUUUGUGAUUGAUAGAAGAGCAUUUAUUAAAACGCUGUGUGUAACACUGAACAUCGAGGGUCUCUUAACUAACACUAUUCUCUGUCUGUGAGUCACAUCAUUUGGUUCGAAUCUGAAUCGAGUCUUUACGGCGUUUUCUUCUAAACCAGACGAACAUGUUUUUGACCGUUGCUUGGUGUGUGUAUGAUGACGUCGAUGACGUUAAAUGUCAGAUCAGAUGCAGCGAUUGUUCAGACUAUUGACUUCAGAUCAGCCUUGAGAAAAAAAAAACUCAAGUUUUCGGAUCAACAAAAAAUUGUUAUUUCAAUGUUUUGGGAAAAAAUCUGCAUUAACACCUGCAGUGUUUAUUCCAUCGAUCCAUAAUAUUUAAAGUAGGUACUGCAUGAAUGAGACCAUACAGUUUGAGUUUGUUUUAAUUAUGGAUGAAGUAAAGAAUGAGAUGAAAGACCUUUAAAAAAAAAAAAAAUUAACAAUAAUUUUAAAACAUUUUUUUCUAUAACAGCACUGUUUGUUUGGCAAUUCUAAAAUGUUUUUAUUAAAUGACACAUUUCUUAGUGGUUAGCACUGUCACCUUGCACCUCCAGGUCCUGGGUUCGAUUCCCACCUCGGGGUCUGUUCUACACGUGCUUGGUGGGUUUCCUCCAGUUUCCUCCCACCUUCCAAAAAAGAUUAAGCUAAUUGGCGUACGGUCGUACAAAUGGGAAUAAAUGGUCACCCGUUGGCCUCAGUGGUCACUAGAUGGAUGGAUGGAGUUGCUGUGUUCCCCAGAUUUAAGUGGAACAUAAUGGGAGCAUGAAAAGGGUACUAUUUUUCCUAGAAACCCACUGUAUGUUCCCCAGUUCUAGAGUCCUAUCUUCCCAGGAUUCCAUGUUACCAAGGCCCUAUGUUCCCCCUGAUCCAUAUAGCACAAAAUGGAAUUCUAUUUUUUUAGGGAACGUAGGACCCUGGGAACACGGGUUAGCUCUACCAAACAGACUCCUUCCACAAAGGUUACAAUCAUUCAUCAUGUGACGUCGACACGGACACGCUGGUCUUUUUUAAACAGCAAGACAAAUAUUUAAUUUCUUUUUUAAUUACGUCGUGCAGGUUGUCACUACGGAAACGAUCGUCAUCAGCGUGAGUGUGCUAACAUGAAGGUGUGGCUUCUCGAUUCUCAAACCAACAGUGCUGUGUUACAAAUAAAGCUUCUGUUUAAUGAAGGCUGUGAAUAAUGUUAGUUAUGUAACCCUUCUGUUUCCUCCGGGUACUCCGGUUUCCUCCCACAUUCCGAAGAGAUAUGCAGGUUAAGCUAAUUGCCGUUCCCAAAUUGCCCGUAGUGUGUGAGUGGGUGUGUGAGUGUGUGCAUGUGUGUGUGUGUGUGCAUGUGUGUGUGUGCCCUGCGAUGGAUUGGCACCCUGUUCGGGGUGUACCCCGCCUCGUGCCCUAAGUCUCCUGUGAUAGGCUCCAGGUUCCCGCGAGCCUGAAUACAGGAUAAAGCGGUAUAGAAGAGGAGUGAGUGAGUGAUGUAACCCUUUUGGGGCGUGCGUUACCAAACAGUGUUUGAGUUUGCUUUUCUCAAGCUUCUGAGUGGCUUCGGGCUAAAUCUGACUCAUCUCCAGCACGCUGCUGUCUGCUCAUGAGCGUCAGCUACAUUUUAUCUUCCCGUUCUCUUCAUCAGAACCCAUCUGUAGAGAAAGAUUGAACAGCGAUCAACAACAUAAAAAAACUAUAUAUAUAUUUCCAUAUGUGACAUUUCAGAUGAAGCUAUUCUGGUUAUGUUUUAUAUUCAGUAGAAUGUUCGUCACUGUUUUAAUGACCUGUGUGCGAAUGACCUGUUGCUGAUGAUUCGAAUGCAUUUCUGCCACUGUCAAUGAAUUAAAUCUGUUUCCCCGAUCAUGCAUUACCACUAAGGUUUUUGGUUUUCUCUCAAUUUACGACCUCGAAUGUGACUUUUCCGAGGACGUCUGAAAGAGAAAUCUGCCCGUUAUUGAACGUUUACAGCCUUAUAUUCAUUACGGCAGCAACUAAAAACUGUUGUUUUUUUUUUUCUUUUUUACAUUUUAUUUUAAUUGUACACAUUUUUAAACCUUUCCUCUUUCACCAGAACUAAACGACUGUAACGGAAUUAGGACUUAAGGUUGCGUGAGAACUAUUUACCCAUCAGACAUGAACUAUGUGUAGAAAUAGUGCAGUACUGCUUUUAAUUGACGUAAAGAAAAAAUAACAAAAAAAAAACUUGCUGGUGUUACAAAGUGUCGAUGCGCAUGCGGUCAAGUGUUAUGCUGUGCUUAAGUUGGAUUAGAUUCGAUGUUAUACGAGUCUCAUUGAGACAAAAAAAAAAAAAAAAGAAAAAGUCCAGUGGUUUGGUUGUUCUUUCUAACUGAGACAGAGUUUUUAAAAAAAUGACAACAAAACAACACAACCACAUGUAACGAGUUAAGAAGAAUAGUUGUACCAGAGCUCUAAUCAUCAUACACAUUUUUUUUUUUUACUGAUGUUAUUGCAUAUUAUUUUCAUUUUUUUGGUGUGGAAACAGGCCUAAGCUGUGAAACUUUAGAUGGCGGCGUCGUCUCCUUUUUUUUUUUCUUCUUUUUUUUUCCUUUUUGUUUUUGUUUGUUGUGUUUUAAAUCGACCCACUUAAGAGCCUCUGACCUCGAACCUGUGGACAGCACGCGACAUGCCAUGGACUUAUUGAAGGCCGUCAUGAAUCUGAGACUGAUUUCUUGCUCGUAUAUAUCGGAACACUUCAACUAGGACAAAUCCUCGUGUCUGGACGUGAGGUUUUAAAAAAUAAAUAAAUAAAUGUCCUUUGUGGGUGUCACAGGAACGAGAAGAGAAACUCACGCGGCGCAGAAUAAAAUCCCUGUUCCUGGACGUUUGGACUGUCAUGCAGCUAGAAGGCUCUUAGUCAUGGAAGAUAGUCAGGGUGCCAAAGGCAAAUAAGUAAUUGUGGCCCAGGUGAUGUGAUAUCUGGGUGACAGUCUACUGUAUUCUGUAUUUUUAUAUGGAUAUAUGCAUAUAAUGAAAAUAUAUGUAUGAGAUGUGAAUAAAAUACAUUUAUCCAAUUUA
This is a messenger RNA of Clarias gariepinus (North African catfish), 5993 nucleotides long. RefSeq names its product kit ligand a (gene kitlga). The record is from RefSeq and is a predicted model, not a curated record. Gene Ontology annotation, molecular function: stem cell factor receptor binding; cytokine activity. The transcript has 10 exons. Gene Ontology annotation, biological process: positive regulation of cell population proliferation; cell adhesion. Gene Ontology annotation, cellular component: plasma membrane. Bases 290 to 1117 code for a protein of 275 amino acids. NCBI's taxonomy places the organism in Eukaryota, Metazoa, Chordata, Actinopteri, Siluriformes, Clariidae.